AUGCAGUGGCCUAAUAACAAAGAUUAUGAUGCCUAUUUGUCAUAUACCAAAGUGGAUCCUGACCAAUGGAAUCAGGAAACUGGGGAAGAAGAACGAUUUGCUCUUGAGAUCUUACCAGAUAUGCUUGAAAAGCAUUAUGGGUACAAACUAUUCAUUCCUGAUAGAGAUUUAAUUCCAACUGGAACCUACAUAGAAGACGUGGCAAGAUGUGUAGACCAAAGCAAGCGACUGAUAAUUGUCAUGACUCCAAAUUAUGUGGUCAGAAGAGGCUGGAGCAUCUUUGAAUUGGAAACCAGACUUAGGAACAUGCUCAUUACAGGAGAAAUUAAAGUGAUCCUCAUUGAGUGCAGUGAAUUGCGAGGAAUUAUGAACUACCAGGAAGUUGAGGCACUGAAACAUACCAUCAAACUUUUAACUGUCAUUAAAUGGCAUGGACCAAAAUGCAACAAGUUGAAUUCCAAAUUCUGGAAACGUUUACAGUAUGAAAUGCCUUUUAAGAGGAUAGAACCUAUUACCCAUGAGCAGGUUUUAGAUGUUAGUGAGCAGGGGCCCUUUGGGGAAUUGCAGACAGUCUCAGCAAUUUCAAUGGCUGCUGCUACCUCCACUGCUCUUGCCACUGCCCACCCAGAUUUGCGUUCCACUUUUCAUAACACAUACCAUUCACAGAUGCGACAGAAACACUAUUAUCAAAGCUAUGAAUAUGACGUACCUCCUACUGGCACUCUGCCUCUUACCUCAAUAGGUAACCAGCAUACUUAUUGCAAUAUCCCAAUGACACUUAUUAAUGGACAGAGACCACAGACAAAAACUAACCAAGAGCAGAAUCCUGAUGAGGCUCAUACAAACAGUGCAAUCCUGCCCCUCUUACCACGGGAAACUAGUAUUUCCAGUGUCAUUUGGUGACAUCGGUGCAAGGUGGAAGUCAGCUCCCUUGAUCAGAAGCAAGGUCUGCAGUCUGGUGCCUGGAACUACAUCCUCGACUGCUGCUGUUAAACAUGCAUUACAAUAUAUGAAAUAUGAGGAAAAACAGGGUCUUGUACAUAUGUUUUGGAAAUUUCUUUGUCGCAUCAGUCUUCCUGUUUUACCCAUGUCUUUACCAUCCACAUGUUGAUUUUGUUUUAUAUGUCAUUAAGAUGUGUAUAUUUACAUUUUUUUUUAAAAAAAGAGAAAUGAAGAGUGCUAUAUAGAUAGGGUUAUUGUUUUUUUCUUCAUUAGUAUAAUUUGAGCGUGUGUGUGCAUUUUAAACAUUUUUGGGGGAAAGCUUGGACAAAACUGUUUUUAAUCUAGAAGCAGUAUCCAUUUUUUGGUCUGCCUAGGCCAAUACGCAGAGUCAUGCUUGCAGCAAUUCACCAUUGUCUGUUUGUGUGUGUGCGUGUGCGAGUGCGCGUGCGCAUGUGCGGUGUGCACAUGGGUGCCUAUUGAGGUAAGUGUGAAAUCACUUGCUCUUGGGAGGUCCCACAAAUGUUUCAUAAUCUUUUCUUCAUGUUUUUAUCACACUGCUACACUCUGCCCUUUUCCCAUCACUUUUUUAAAGCAGCACACUGAGUGAAAUUAAAGAUGGUCUAAUUGUCUAAUAUUUCACAUAGUAAAUAGUUGUGAACAACAACAAUGAAAAACCCUGUAUUACUUGCUUCACAAUAACCACUAUAACCACUAUGGAAUCUAUAGAAAGAAUAAUAGAUUUUUCUGUUUGAUUUUAUGAGUUGUUUAUAUUCAUUUUAUAUAGAAAUAACAUGCCAACUCUAAUUCAUUCACUUCCUCGGAAAUUGUUGGAUUUGUUUGCUUGCUUGAAAUCAAUGGUUUCUUUUCUUGUUUACAUUCUUCAAAUGAGAUUAUUGACAUCUGCCAAGGAAGUAAGGCAGUAGGCACUGAAGAGCAGCAUUAAAUCCUGCAGAGAUUUCCUGGCUGGCUUCCAAACCAAACUAUAAUAGAAGGACAAUAUCUAAAAUGGUCUGUCACAUUGUAUUCCAUAAAAUGCUGUCUUUUAAGAACUAUGGAACAUACUUUUUCAACCAAGUUUGAAACAUAUGUAUAUUCAAGUUUGAUCAUCACCUUUUCUUUUCAUUGAUACAUUCAGAAUUUAGCAUUCUUUAUUAUUCAUUAUUAUCUUUUCUUAAGCUUGUAAUAACACUACAUUUUUUUAAAUUCCAAGGUUGUUUAAAGGAGAUCUCAGGAGGUUGCAAAAAGUAAAUACCAACAAACAUCAAUAUUUUAUAAAAUAUUAAUAUUUAAAUCAGAAGGUGAAAUGUUGGAAAUAAUGUUAUUGAAUAAAAUAAACUAGUUUUAUUUUAAAUGUAUUAUUUCAUCUUUAAAGAGUUAAAGAAAAAACAUGUAUUUUGGCUUUGCAAUUGUUUUAUGCAUAAAUCUAAGGACUGAACUUUGCCUAUUUGGAUUCAAUAAGAAUUUGUCAUAAAUAUUAACACAUUUAACUCCUCAUUCACCUACUGUUAGCAGAAUGACCACUACUAUUCAUAUUUCCACCUAUCAAUGUAAUAGCCACCUAUAAGAAGGCAGCCAACAAUAGAUUAUAUGAUUACUAUAGCACUAGACUAAUAGAGCAUAUUUCUUAUAACAUAAACUGAUGUAGUAGAUUACUGAUAUUAAUUAAUAUGCUAGAGGAGAAUACAGCAUAUUUUAAUGUUGCAUUAAAAUGCAACAAUUUAACAGCAACAAUCACGUGAAACUGCAGAUCUUUUUCUUCAUUGGAAAGAAAAGGAAAGAGUUUUCUACAUAGUUAAUAAGACAUAGCCAAAAUAAUGGGUGUGUUGUGUGUUUAUUUAGACUGCCAUCAUAAAAAGGCCUAUAUUUUGGGUCAAAUAAGAUGUUACCAAUUAAUUUUAAGCUAAAAUCUAGAUAUUUGGGUUCCAUUGGUACACGAAAAAUUACUGGUAUUAUGGUGUAGAUAGUCAAGCAAACACUUGAAAGCUGAAUUAGGAUGUAUAGGAUUUUUUUUUGACAUAAUUUAACUAACACUAUUCAUUUCUGUGACUGUUCACUCAAGUCCUUUUCUAGUAGUUUGCUAUUUUCCUUCAACACACACACACAAAAGAAAAAAAUGUGGACAUAGGCCAAAUAAACACACUAAGCAUAAAAUGCUGUCAAGUAGGAUGUGAAAAUUCACAUUCUUUAAAAGUUCAUUCUUUGAAGAUUUAAAAUAGUUAUUACUGGCUAUAAACACCUGCGAGGCACUAGUGGAAUUAAUCACUUUUGAUAAGAUUCCAAAUAGCUAACAAAAGAUGCAACAGCUUUUCCUUUAAAAUUUUUAGUCUUACAUUUGAUUUGUGAAGUAAUGUAAAGCAUUGCAAUCUGACAAUAGUCACACUGUAGAGUCUAGCUGGAUGGUAUUCUUUGAUUUUUUUUUCCUCACAAGGAACACUUUAUUCUCUGUUUUUAAAGUAGAUUGAAGCACUUUGAAUAGCAUGAUUCAGGGAUUAAUAGAUACUAUUUGAUAUUCAUGCUACUUAAAGAUUUUCUUAUAAUGCUUUGUCAUAUUAUUCAGAAAGGAAUGACAGAAUUGGUUAGGGGAAAAAACACAAAACAAAUGAAAAAAAGUCAUUAAUGGUUUGAGAAACAUUCCACCUAAGUCAUUCCUUUUCUAUAAACAGCUCUGUUUGAGAAACAGUAAAGGAUCUGUCAUAUGUUCAAAAUGCAUACUUAAUGUUUGACUAAAGUUCUGUUAGAACACAAAAUAAAAAGAAAAAAAUGCCCUAA
Molecule: messenger RNA, 3711 nt
Organism: Pantherophis guttatus
Lineage: Eukaryota; Metazoa; Chordata; Lepidosauria; Squamata; Colubridae
Source: RefSeq, a predicted model, not a curated record